This is a messenger RNA of Pongo pygmaeus (Bornean orangutan), 2616 nucleotides long. RefSeq lists its product as uncharacterized. Lineage: Eukaryota; Metazoa; Chordata; Mammalia; Primates; Hominidae. Bases 2359 to 2493 code for a protein of 44 amino acids. The transcript is spliced from 2 exons. The record is from RefSeq and is a predicted model, not a curated record.
AGAGGGAUGAUUUAAAACAGCACAUUUAAUUCUCAGAGAAAACUGGGACAGUCUUAUUGUGAGUUCUAUUCCAUUCAGAUCUGCCCUCACUGGAAAUGGAUUAUGAUUAAGCAUGAUGUGUUGGUCGGUCUUGUUCUCAGUUGUACACUAAAGACCAGCCUGUCACCAGGAGGAAGUGUUUGUAUUGAGCAGAGUUUAAUUCAAGAAGAAAUUUUUUUUUUGAGAUGAGGUCUUAUUCUGUGCCCAGGCUGGAGUGCAGUGGCACAAUCAUAGCUCACUGCAGCCUUGAACUUCUGGGCUCAAGCAGUCCUCCUGCCUCAGUCUCACGAGUAGCUGGGACUAUAGGAAAGCACCACCACACCCAGCAAUUUUUUUUUCUUCCUUUUAGAGACAGGGUCUAUGUUGCUCAAACUCCUGGCCUCAAGAGAAAUAAUUCUUUUUUUCUUUUUUAUUAAAUUUAUUAUCUUUUUAAUUUUCUGUAGAGACGGAUCUCACUGUGUUGGCCAGGGUGGUCUCGAACUCCUAGCUUUAAGCAGCCCUCCUGCCUCAGCCCCACAAAGUGUUGGGAUUAUGGGUGUGAGUCACCACACCAGCUGAAAUACUCUUUUUAAAAUAUCAAAAUGAACUGGAUGUCUAAAGCAGACAGUAAGAGGGACUAUGAUAAAGAUGGUGAGGCAAAAAAUGCAGACAUCACAUAGAUGAUCUUCCUUAGACUGAAUUUAUUGUAGUCUGAUAUAUUCAGUCAUGUGGUUUAAUGAUGACAUCCUAUAGAAAAUAGAGGAUACCUUUUUUGUCAGACAACAGAAGAAAAAGGCAGUUAUUUAAAAUUUCUCAGAUUCUUUUAUUUCUAAAUGGAUUAGUGUGAAUUUCAAGCCACACAGUGAUUCUUAGCUUAAGUUACUCCGUUGCUGUCAAACACCCAAAAUCGGGCGGUAACAAGGGGCCGCAAAGGCUAGAACACUUAACUGCCUGGAGACAUCCAUUUGAAGGAUGUGAGAGUUAAAAGGGAACAGAAUCAGGCCUAUUUUUAAUAGCCUGUCUGUUUCAUCCAUUAUUUUGGUGUGGAGGAGGGUAUAAAUCUCAGCUGUACUCCGUUUCCACUAGGUAGGACACGGAAGAUGACCAGUUCUCUGGGGGAGUAAUUACUACUCACUGGCUUCCUGAGCAGCUUGAUAAUGUUCUGCUCCUGUUUUCAGCCUCACUGUGGCCAAGGCAAUAAUUUGAUAAUAAGAGAUCCUGAUUAAAUUAAGGAGCCAUUUGCUUCUGAACGAUGAUGUUGAUAAAAGGGUUGAUGUCCACACUGCCUGCCCUUUUCAAAGGUCAGAAAACAGUCUUGAACUAAAAACUACUGCAACAAGCAAAAUAAUCAGAAGCAGCAUAGUUUAUGCUUUCGUUUCCUUUGUUGUUGCAUCUGGGAAAGUGUCUGUUCUUUGCAGAAAUCCUCCCUGGCUCCUUUUGCCUCACAUUGUGAGGAGGUGAAAUUGGAAGUGUCCCAUUGGGAAGGUAUCUGCAUAAUGAGUCUGUAAGCUGCAAAACUCUGUAAAUCGGAAUCAAGCACUCAGGAGAUCUCGGUCACUUAAGCUUGGUUCUCACACUCGUGCAUGCUUGCACUUGCAUGUUUUUUAAGACAACAGUUUUUGCUUUAGUAGUUGGGCGGUCGCAAGUCAACACUGUCCAGUGGUUCUUCUGGUGCCCAGACUCGGAGGAGAUGGGACUGCUCUCAAUGUGUUUGUUAGAAACGAAACUAUUGGCACUAUAACCCCAUAACCCCUUACAAUGUUCAGAAAAAAACAAGAAGGGGCUUGAAAUACCCACUAGUGUACCGCCUGCUCAGCCCAUCUGGGUCUGUGAAACCACAUCUGAGCCCUGUGGGCUGUGGUGGAGACACAGGCGGAGGGCGGGCAGGGUUGCCAGCGCCCCGCCUGGGCUGAGAACGCCUGUGCGCAGCUCCCUGAGAGAUCGGGGACCACGCGGAGGUUGUAAUUGGUCUCUAGACCACACCUAGUUGUUGAGUGCUGCUGCCUGAAAAAUCUCAGUUCUGCCGAGAUCGCAGAAUACACACAAGCUACCUUUGGGCACCAGAGCAGACGGAACCGCGGAGCUUCAGGGUGGAAGAGUCGUGGAAACUUUGCCAACCCGGAUCAGAGCCGAAGAACGAGGGCAGUUUGGGCUGAGAAGGAUUCUCCAGUGCAACCGAGAAGCCAGCGUCCAGGAGGCUGUUGGGGAGGUCGGCACUGUGGGCUUCCUGGCCUUCGUUUGCUGUUUCGAGGGCCAGGACCUCGGGUGUUCCCAUCCGCCCCUCUGGGACGGCGCCAGCCCGGCAGGUCGCCGACCGUCCCGGGGCUCCCGCGCAGCGCGAUGCCGGCCUCGUCCACCGUCCACGUGCUGCAGCUGCUGCGGGAGCUGCUCGCCUUCGUGCUCCUCAGCUACACUGUGCUCAUCGGGGCGCUGCUGCUGGCCGGCUGGACCACUUACUUCCUGGUGCUGAAGUGACAGCGCCGCCGCCGCGCCCGCCCCGCCUCCCUCCCGGCCCCGCCUCCCUCCCGGCCCCGCCUCCCUCCCGGCCCCGCCUCCCUCCCGGCCCCGCCUCCCUCCCGGCCCCGCCUCCCUCCCGGC